Molecule: messenger RNA, 1362 nt
Organism: Alternaria alternata
Lineage: Eukaryota; Fungi; Ascomycota; Dothideomycetes; Pleosporales; Pleosporaceae
Exons: 3
Coding region: 1-1362 (453 amino acids)
Biological process (GO): proteolysis
Molecular function (GO): cysteine-type endopeptidase activity
Source: RefSeq, a predicted model, not a curated record
AUGACAGCCUCACGUCAUUCCACCGUACGACAUGGUAAUGCCACGUAUGUCAAUGCCGGUCAAAAUUCUACACCGAAGAACCUGUCCCGUCAGAACUCCCCAAUUGUGAUCGAAACUACCACCUCAUUGCGCCCUAGUGAUGACGCAGAAGAACUGAAACGUGAAGCGGCAAGGCGAACCCUGUUCCAGAAGAUAUCCAAUAACCAGUUCGACAUACCCAACGGAUACCGCAAAGUCGAAGUUCUCAUACUCCGUUGGGAUGAAAGCAUCGAUGAUUUUGGAAAGGGCCACAAUCAGGAGGUCCAAAGAUUGGAGGGCAUUUUCUCCGAUCUUGGCUAUGGGGUCACGGUCGCAAGCAUCAAAGAUGACCAUCCGCAAGUAGAUUUCAACCUCAAGAUCCUCCAGCAUAUACGCCAACAUGACGGAGAUGACAAUCUGCUCAUUGUGUAUUACACAGGCCAUGGAAGUCAGGUUCGAAAUGGUCAGGUUCGAAAUCUUGAGCUGUCUGCAACAGAAGACUCGAGCGGACAUGGUGACAUUGCACCGGUCGCAUUUUGGGGCCUAGCAGAGGAACCUUUGCGUACUCUCGCCAGAGCUGAUGUGUUUUCCAUCCUAGACUGUUGCUGCGCUAGCACUGCAGCAGUGAAGGGUAGAAGCAUAGAGUUGAGAGCAUAUCAAUUGUUGGCAGCAUCGACGUUCGAAGGUAAUACGAAUGGUCCAGGAGAAAAAUCGUUCACCACGGCGUUUUGUGAUUCACUCGAAGAAUUGAUUCGAGACUCCAAGGGAGAAAGCUUCUCCGUAUACCGGCUCUGGGAGACGAUUAACAAAAAACGAACGUCUGAUACUGCACUUAUAUGGAACCGCCUCCAGCGUGAAACCCGGAAUAUCGAUCUUCACCACCUCAAUUACAGCGCCCAAAGAGACGCUUCAUUCCAGAGACAAAAUCCUGAACGAUCUUUUCUAGUGUUGAGGUUGUCUCUGAUGGAGAACGACUUGAAAGAUAAUCAGAUUGAUAAACUGGCCCGGAAUUUGCACACGGCUUGCAAGAAGUCAGGAAUCCCUGGGCGUCAAAUGGAAUGGGUGAAGAUGGAGCAGUCGCAUCCUAUAAAGUCCUUCUACAAAUUGGUGAAGAGGGUGCAGCGCGAUCAGAGACGUCAGAGCACUCCUGGAAAGCCGCAAGAGGAACAGCAAGAGCCACACCGAGGACAGCAAGAACAGCAGUCAUUGUUCGAGUGUAGAGCGUCUAGUGGAUCAAACGUCAUAUCCUUAGAGGCUCGAACCAAGGUAGAAAGCGUCCGGAUUCCGGACAACGAAUUUUUUACGGUAUCCAGAAGCAAUCGAUUUUGUGUUUUGCGGGCCUGA